AUGUCUUCGUAUUCAGUUUCUUCUGGCCUUCAAAAUGCAUUAAUAGAAUCAACAUCUCUCGUCUUAGAUGAUUCACUGCUUAAUUAUGAUGUUGUUAUUCAGUUUCAUUCCGCCGAGGGUUUACCAAGAAAGGAUAUCGUUGGAUAUGCUGAUCCAUAUUUUAUAGCAAAUAUUGAUGAUCAAAUAUCAUUUACAUCAACCAUUCUAUCCAAUACAGCAACACCUAAAUGGGAUGAUGAAAAAUGGAUUAUUCGUAACAUUCCAUUGAAUGCAAAACUUACUGUUAAAAUCUAUGAUAAAGAUGAUGAGAAAAUUUUUGAUGAUUACAUUGGUGAAUUUGAGGUUCUCAAUCUAAUUAAUUAUCAUGCACCACCAAAAGGUCAUCAAAUAAAUGGUCUAUUAAACUAUCCUUGUGGUUAUUUUCAUUUAUCUAUUCAUUCAAUAAAAUCAUCAGAAGAAACAAAACAUCUCCCUCCUUAUACAUUUGAUGGUCCUUGUCGAUAUUCUUGUCACAAUUCAUUUGCUGUUGGUCGUUUAACUAUGCUAAAUGCGGAUUGUGUUUAUUCAACAUGGAAAAUAAAUCUAAGAAGAAUUUCAGUUUUUUUUAAACCUCAACAAAAACAACAUUGGAAUACCAAAUACAAAGCAGCACAAGCUAUAUUUGGACAUGGUCCUACCUCAUUAGCAUCAUUGGCUACAAUCAAGUUAGCACAUAAAGUGCUUUACGGUCGAACAUUAAAACAUCAUGAAAAUGGACAAUUAACUAAUGCUAAUGAUCUUUGGAAAUUAAUUUUUUCAGAUCGAACAACACAAUGUAUUAAACCUUGUAUUUAUACAUAUGUUAUUGAUGAUAAUACAUGGCGUUUUAGUGAAACUGAUGUUCAAUUUUUUGCUGAUUUGGCAAGUAAACAUGCAUUAUUAGCUAAUGGAUCAGAAUAUGUUCGUUAUGCUGGUGAAUUUCAUCCACGACCAAAGUAUGGAUGGGAUAAAUGUGAUGAUGAAUGGGAAUUAGUAUUCGACAAUGGAUCUGGCACUUACUCUCCUAAUUCUGAUCUAUUGAUUAAUUUAAAAGAAUUAUUAUUAUUCAAUUUUCCUGGACUAAAUAUAGUUACAUAUGAAUAUAAAGAUCCAAGACUGAAAGAAAGUGUGACACAGUUAAAACGCGAAAUGGAAAAAUAUAAACAUAAUACAACAACAAUUCAACACCUUGUUAUGUCUUUGCCAGAUUCAACUGAAGAGAAGAUUUGA
Rotaria sp. Silwood1 is the source of this 1248-nucleotide messenger RNA. The record is from the annotation of a GenBank genome assembly. NCBI's taxonomy places the organism in Eukaryota, Metazoa, Rotifera, Eurotatoria, Philodinida, Philodinidae.